GGACCAUGCCCUUGGACCCGUGCAGCCCAGGCCUGUGUGAGUGAUGCUCCCACCAUGACCCAACGUGGAUCUGCACUCUGUGGUCCCCUCUGCUGCAGCGACACUGAGCUGGGAACCACCCCCCCUCACCAUCAGCAGCCAGGGGCAGGAUGCCUCGUGGACUUGAGGGGCCAAGGCUAGAGGUCAGAGAAGAAGUUCGCCUGGCCCCUGGCUGCCAUGGUUCCCUGAGUGGGACACUCUGGUUUUCCCACUUGACAAACAGAGGGGUGCAGUGUGAUGGUUGCCAGCUGACCCUGCCCAGAACAGCCACCACCCUAACCUGGGCCUUGGCCCCACUCCCUCCGCCUGCAUUCACACUGCCCAGCUGCUCCCAUCCCCUUCAGAGCCCUGCCAGAGAGCCCUUCCUGAGGACCCCUCCCCGGCUUGCCUCCUAUGUGGACCUCACAGCAGUGAUCAGGAUCGUUACUCAGUGUUAGCUUUCCUUACUGGGUCCGAUUGUGGCUGUUGUACAGAGGACUCUCUUAACUACAUGGGACAUAUUGUUACUCUCAGGACAUCUGGGCAGAGCCUGUGUGGCCAUGGAAGGUUGGGCUGAGGGCACAGGUGGUGUGAGGCACAUGUGUCAGAGCAGGGAGGUGGAUAGAAGAGAGAGACUUGACAAGGUCCCAAGAAGCGGCUCUGAAAGAGCCGUGCUGACUGUCCCGGGCAGUGACAGAUGUUAACUAGAUGGCCAAGGGUAUGCUGGGCGAGGGAAACCGGGAUGCUUGCUCCAGGGGAGGGUGAAAAAAAACGGGUUAGUGGGAUCUCCUGUUUCAGAAGCCUAUGAAGCAAGUGGUGGAGCAUGUGGUGUCAAACAGCCGUUCUUUUCACAGAAAACGUUAAAAAAAAGGCUGAGACCACAUGGACCAACUUUGUCAGAAAUCUAAAAAACAGAUGUACAGCAACCAAGCCAAUACUGAAUCAAGGAAAAGGCAACUUAACAGUGGUUGGAAGGCUUCGUGUUGUUUUUACUUGCUCAUGCCCCAAACACUCCCUGGGUCAGUGGCAGUUUUGAAGUGAGCAGCCAAUGUUUCCAGAGUGGGGCGCUGGUCCUUGGUUCCAGAGAGAGUAUCCCUGGAAAAGCACAGAUACUUGACAGACUGUAAAUUAACUGUCUUAAUUGUGUUCAAAGAGCUACAGAACAAAACUAAAAGAAACUAGGAAAAUAGUGCAUGAACAAAAUGAGAAUAUCAGUAGAGCUUCUAAAUUUACAUAAUUAUAAAAAUAAAACUUCUAUGUAAUUAUAAAAAUGGAAUCAAGGUUUUAGAGCUGAAAAAUACAAUAGCAAGUGCAAAGUUCACUAGAUUUAGCGGGCAGUCGAAGGAAUCAGCAAACUUGAAGGUGGAACAAUUGGAAUCAUCCGUCUGAUGAGGAUAGAGAAGAAGGUGAAGAAAAGUGAACAGAGCCCAACAGACCUGUGAGAUACCAUCAGGCAAAGCGACACGUGCAACGGGGUCCGAGAGGGAGGGGCGCAAGAGAAGGGCACCGAGAAUAUUUGAAGAUAUGUGGCCAAAACGUCCCAAAUUUGAUGAAAGAGAUGAUGCGACACUUCUAAAAAGCUCAACUAACUUCGAUCUGGAUAAAUUCAAAGAUGUUUGCACCAAAACUCAUUCAGAAAUUAUCCAGUUGUCAAAAGAUGGAGCCUUGGAAACAGCAGAAGAAAAGUGACCAGUCUCAUAUAAGGGACCCUCAGUGAGACUAACAGCCAGUUUCUCAUCAGAACCCACGGAGCUCAGAAAGUAAUCGGAAGACAGUGAAAGUGCUGAGAGAGAAAAAAACUGUCAACAGUAAUUCUCUCAAAAUUAUCCUUCAAAAUGGAGGAGAAAGUAAGGCAUUCCCAGACAGAGAAAGGCUGAGGAUGUGCACUGCCAGGAGACCUGGCCCUACAGGAAGUGCUCAGGGGAGUCCCGCAGGUUAAGAUGGGUGGACACUGGACAGGGGCCCAGAGCCACGUGAGGGAAUAAAGGCUCUCUGCUAAAGCUAACUACAUAGGCAGCUACAAAAGCUAAUAUUGUGUAUUUGGUUUAUAGCUCUACUUUUUAUUUCCUACAUGAUUUAAAAGACAUGCACAAAAGUAACUAAAAAUCUGUCAUUGAACACACAACAUAUAAAGAUGUGUUUGUGACAACAACAUAAAGGCGGGGGCAGAGCUGUGUAGGAGCAGAGUUUUGUAUGCUUUGCAGUUAAGUUGGUAUCAGUUCAAACUUGACAGUUUUAUUCUGAGAUCUAAUAUUCAACAUGGUGACUAUAGUUAAUGAUACUGUAUUGUACACUUGAAAAUUGAUAAGAAUAGAUCUUAAAACUUCUCACCAUGUUAAAAACAUGGCAGCCAUGAGAGGGGAUAGAUAGGUUAACUAACCUUAUGUCAAUAAUCAUUUUGCAAUAUAUACGUACAUCAGAUCAUCACAUUGUACACCUCAAACUUACAUAACGUUACACGUCAGUUAUAUUUCAAUUAAGCUUGGAGGGGGAAAGGGGCUGUGGAGGGGAAAAAACCAACUAGAUUGUUUUAGGAUGUUAGGAUAUUCACUGUAAUCCCUAUGAUACCAUUAAGAAAAUAUCUUUAAAAUAUACACGACAGGAAGAAAGAAGAAAAUCUAGAGGGGACACUACAAAAAAUAAACAACACAAAAGAAGAUAGUAAUAGAGGUGAUGAAGGACAAAACCAGUAAGUAAAUGCUUUAGGCUCUCCAGUCAAAAAGCAUAUAUUGACAGAAAAGAUAUAUUUUUUAGACACGAUUCAACUAUAUAUGCUAUGUAGAAGAGGCUUACUUUAGGUCCAAAGACACAAGUAAGGUUUAAAUUGAAAGGAGAUAAAAGAUAUUCCAUGCAAAUAGUAACCAGAAGAGAACUGUGGUAACUAUAAAACUAUCGGACAAAAUAAACGAAGUCAAAACCUCUUACAAGAGAAGACAUCAUAUAUUGAUAAAAAGAUCAGCUCAUCAAGAAGGUAUAGCAGUUAUAAACAUACACAUUCAGAAAGAAUCCAAAAUAUACGAAGCAAACAGAUUAGAAGGAAGAGAUAGAUAGUUCUAUAAUGAUAGUUGGAGACCUCAGUACCUCAAUUCCAAAAAUGGACAGAACAUCUAGAUAGAAGAUCAAUAAUGAAAUAGCAAACUUGAACAAUAUAAACUAACUAGACCUAAUAGACAUACACUGCUCGAAGGCACAAGAUGCACAUUCUUAUCAAGCACUCAUGGAACAUUCUUCAACAUAGAUCAUAUGUUAGGCCACAAAACAAGUCUCAAUACCUUUAAAAAGGUUGAAAUCAUAUAAUGAUCAUCUCCAACUAAUGACAGCAGGAAAAUUCACAAAUAUGUAGAAAUAAAACAACAUACUCUUAACUAGCGGGUAAACGAAGAAGUCACGAGGGAAAUUAGAAAAAAUCUACAAAACAAAGCCAAAAAAUACCAAAACUUACCGCAUGCAGGGAAGGCAGUGCAAAAGGGGAAAUUUUAAAAAGAUCUUAAAUCGGUAAUCUAAAUUUACAUAUUAAGGAACUACAAAAAGAGGAGGAAACUAAACCCAAAACUAGCAGAAGCAAGGAAAUGAUAAACAUUAGAGCAGAGAUAAGUGAAAUAGAGAGUGGAAAAACAAAAGAGAAUCAACAAAAUCUGACAUCGAUUUUUUUUUUAAAAGAUCAACAAAACUGACAAACCUUUACAUUGACAAAAAUCAGAAGUGAAAAUGGGGACAUGACUCAUCCCUGCAGGAGAAGAAAGGAGCAGUAUGGCCUGGAUGUCACGACUGAAUGAGACAGAGACUCGGGAUCUUCAUUCAAGAGAGAGAUCCAAGGGAACGAGGGUUUCCUUGUCCUUCUGGUGUGACAAGGAGCCUUCAGAAAGACUGAUGCUGCCGCUUAAACACUGUACUGUGGCAAGAAGUCAUUUCAGCUAACAUCUGUCAGAACUGCAGGUUUUAGGGGCAAAGGCGGCUUUGGCGGGACAGGCCACGAUCUCUGAAGUCUCCUGUGUUGAAUGAGACAGAAUCUGAUGUUGCACCAUGUCUCUACCACAAUUCUCAGCCCACAAUGCAGUCGGAACCAGCUUUGCUUCUCCUAAGACAAAGCCCAAAUGCCAUUGAUUAGCACUGAGUGAACAACAGAUGGGCCCAAGAAGGUUCCAUGUAUUGUGGAAAAGAAAAACAGGUACAGUGUUUACCAGUGUAAUACGAGAUAGGGACACCAGGAUUGAGAGCGAGGAUUUUCUUCAGAAGAAAGUUGUUUCUGAUGAUUUGGAGUCACAGGCAGAAAUACCAGAGAACUACACCAGUGAUGUUUCCCAGGAGCCUGAGCUCAAAGAACCAUGUGGUGAUGUGUUAGAAAGAGACCGGGGACUCCCUGGCAACUCAAGAUGGGUGCUGUCCUUCUGCCGAGAGGACUUCACUCCAGAGGCCGCGCUCCUUAAGAGCCCCUUAGGAGAGGGUGGGCUGGACUGGGACGACAUUGAAAGGAGGUUCAGUCUGAGCCCAAACCCAGUGACAUAUCAGGGAUCCCCUGUGGAAGAGAGGCCACAUUCAUACAUGUGUGGCCAGAGUUUUCAGCACAGCGUGGACUUAAGUAGCCAUGAAGGGCUUCACACAGCUGAAGGCCCCUUCAUAUGUAGCGAGUGUGGGAAAACCUUCAGAGGAAACACUGACCUCACUCAACAUCAGACCCUCCACAGUGGACAGAAGCCCUUCGUAUGUGAGAGAUGCGGAAAGGCCUUCCACCAGAACUCAGUCCCUAACACUCAGCAGAGGGCUCGUGUGAGCGAGGAGCCUCGCCAGUGCAGUGACUGCGUGGAGGCCUUCCGUGUGCACUCAGACCUCGUUAGGCAUCGGGGCGCACACAGCGUAGGGAAGCCGUGCAUAUGUGAGGAAUGCGGGAAAGCUUUCCGCCAGAACAUCAGCCUUAAGAAGCACCAGAGGUCUCACAUGAUCGAGAAGCCCUACGAGUGCAGUGACUGUGGGAAGGCCUUCCGGCGGAGCUCAAACCUCAUCCAGCAUCAGAGGAUUCAUUCGGGGGAGAAGCCAUAUGUGUGCAGUGAUUGUGGGAAGGCCUUUCGGCGGAGCUCAAACCUCAUCAAACACCACAGGAUCCACACAGGUGAGAAGCCUUUCGAGUGUAAUGAGUGUGCGAAAGCCUUCAGCCAGAGCUCACACCUGCGGAAGCAUCAGAGGGUUCACACUGGAGAGCGGCCUUAUGAGUGUGAUGAGUGCGGUAAACCAUUCAGCCGGGUAUCCAACCUUAUUAAGCAUCACAGGGUUCACACGGGAGAGAGACCCUAUAAAUGCGACGACUGCGGGAAGGCCUUCAGCCAGAGCUCAAGCCUCAUUCAGCAUCGGAGGAUUCACACCGGAGAGAAGCCCCAUGUGUGUAACGUGUGUGGGAAAGCCUUUAGUUACAGCUCUGUGCUCAGAAAGCACCAGAUCAUCCACACAGGAGAGAAGCCCUAUGAGUGCAGUGUCUGCGGGAAGGCCUUCAGCCACAGCUCGGCUCUCAUUCAGCACCAGGGUGUACACACGGGUGACAAGCCCUAUGAGUGUCGCGAAUGUGGGAAGACAUUUGGCCGCAGCUCCAACCUCAUCCUUCACCAGCGAGUUCAUACUGGAGAGAAGCCCUAUGAAUGUACUGAAUGUGGGAAAACUUUCAGCCAGAGCUCCACUCUCAUUCAGCACCAAAGAAUCCAUAAUGGAUUGAAACCCCAUGAGUGUAACCAGUGUGGGAAAGCCUUCAACCGAAGCUCAAACCUCAUCCACCAUCAGAAAGUUCACACUGGAGAGAAGCCGUACACAUGUGUUGAGUGUGGUAAGGGCUUCAGCCAGAGCUCACACCUUAUUCAGCAUCAGAUCAUCCACACAGGCGAGAGACCCUAUAAGUGCAGUGAGUGUGGGAAAGCCUUCAGCCAGCGCUCAGUCCUCAUUCAGCACCAGAAGACGCACACCGGAGAGAAGCCUUAUGACUGCACCGCUUGUGGGAAGGCCUUCAGCCAGCGGUCAAAGCUGGUCAAGCACCAGCUGACCCACACUAGGCCAUGAGACUGAGUGCGGCUCCUCUCUCACUCUUCUGGCCAUCUCCCUGGCUCGAAGCCGGGUGCACAGCCUUCCACCCCACAACCUGCCUUCCACGGAGCCUCGGGUCCUUUGAGGUGUCCUUCACAGGUUCUCUCCCAUUCCUCCUGCUGCCAUUGCUCCCACCUCAUGUGAUCGCUUGUUUUUUGUUUUGUUUUACCAGUCUGCCAUAUUUGUUAGGAAGAGAAAGAUGAUAGUUGCUGCAUAUUCAUGAAUAGAGUUUAUUACUGUGAUCAGACAUAACCAAAAAAGCACACUGAUGUUUGGUUUGAGAUUACUAGAGCAAUUCUCUUGCUCAAUGACUAGUCGUAAGGAGAGAGUUCGUUGAUAGUGGCAGUAAUUCAUGUUGCUUAUGUAAAAUCAGGUUGAGAGUUUUUCAGGUCUUAUUGCUGUCACCUUCCCCCAGCGUGGUGUGUAUUCACUACCACCAGUCCUUCAGCAUUUCCUGUCCAUUUUGUAAGUGGACACGAGUCUCGCGCUGCUCCCUUUGUGCCCAUCUGUAAUCUGGCACCAUGCUUUCUCCUCAGUUCCGCUGUGACUCAGCCCUGCUCAGGGCUGCUACAUGAUUGUACGUGAGCCUCUUUCCCAACCUCCAGUUGCAUGCCUCACGGUCUUGGCUGUCCCCAGAGUCCAGCUCUCUCGUUGCCCCUCCUGUUCUCCCUGCAUGAUCCCAGGCUAGGGUGUUUUCCCAGGUCCAUUCAUUACAAGACAUUUAUGAGCCAACUGCUACAGGUGCCUGUAGAAGGUGGGGACUGUCUAUCUUGUUGUGUCUAUGCUCCCUGAGCAGGGAGAAUUUGGCCCAGAAGCAACACAUCAGCCCCCGGGAGGCCCCUAGUUGCCAGCCAGCAGGUCUCAACCUGGGGUGUCGUAGGGUGGAUGGAUGGAAAGGACCCUUCUACAUUGUUCCAAGAGGAAAGGGGACGGUGCACAGAUGUGGUCAGGUUUGUAGUUGCAUUGGGAAGAUAAGGGAUUAGACUCUGUGUUCAAGGAAGUGGAGGCAAGGCCACGACUGCGAAUGAGGAGAGGGGCUGUGGGACAUUCGCAAAAGUCAGUCCCAUGGGCUUGGGCCACAAAGGGCUGCCUACUCUCCUCUCAGAGACCAACAGCACUAGCCUGCCACCACUCACCCACAGAGGCAUCAGCAGAUUUCUUCACCCCUUCCCCUUCACAUCAGGCACCAUUCCCAAGCUAGCACCCUAAAAAAGAAACUGCCACCUCUGCAGAUGUCGUGACGACAUGUCCUGUUAUCUUCCAACUUACUGUCUUCCAUGGAGACCUCCAAUCUGUUGACCAUCUCGCUGCCUCACUCUGAGCCCUGCUGUGACUUCACAUUUCUCCUCGUCCGUCCUGGAUUCGAUCGCUGCUUUUUUUAGUGAAUGCUGCUGGAUGCUUACUAUAUGCCACUGAGGAUACAGCAAGAAACAAGCCAGACAAAAAUGCCUGCCCCCAAGGAGUCACAUUCUAGGGGGCAGAGAAAGUGAUCUAAUGGUUAUUGCUAUGAAACAAACAAAGCAGAAAAUGGGGUCUGGGCGUUUUGAGGGGUUCGGUUGUAAACAAGUAGUCAGAGAAGGCCUCACUUAGAAGUCCUUCGAGCAACAACUUGAAGCAUACUGAGACUGAGCAAUUACCUCGCAGGCGGGGAUGUCGGGAAGAGCCAGUACAAAAGCCCUGAGCAUAAGUGGCCUAGACUUUUCCAGGGUCAUGGAGAAAGCAAAAGGUGAAGCAGGUGAGGUGAGAGCAAUGGGGAGGGGGUGGUCAUGCCUUCAAGGGUGUUGUAGUCAUGACAAGGGUGAAUUGGGGACAUGACGGAGGGUUUGAACUGAUUUCCAUUUUAACGAGGUCAUAUGCUGGGUGGAGAUGAGACUAAGCACUUAAUAAAUACUGUGCUUGCUGAAGCAGAGGGACAGAAUUGGUGGCAGAGAUAGGCACAAAAAAAAAAAGCUGUGCUGAGGAAAAUACUAGUUGAAGCCGAGGGAGCGGCUCACAGGUGCUCAUUGCAUGGUUCUUUCAACCUUUACAGAUGGAUGAACAUUUGCAAACUAAAGAGUUGUGGAGAAGCAAAGAAAGAUAUGCUGAGAAGGUCCUAGAAGCAUCAUUUUUCUGUUGGGACCAAGGUCGCUGGGACAGCUCACUCUUGGUUGUUAAAUGUAAACUGAGGAAUAUUAAAAUUUUUUGACUUACUUUA
Messenger RNA from Pteropus alecto (black flying fox), 8275 nucleotides. It is a transcript of the gene ZNF16, whose product is annotated as zinc finger protein 16. Gene Ontology annotation, biological process: regulation of transcription by RNA polymerase II. The record is from RefSeq and is a predicted model, not a curated record. The coding region runs from base 4144 to 6057 and encodes 637 amino acids. The transcript is spliced from 3 exons. Gene Ontology annotation, molecular function: RNA polymerase II cis-regulatory region sequence-specific DNA binding; DNA-binding transcription factor activity, RNA polymerase II-specific. NCBI's taxonomy places the organism in Eukaryota, Metazoa, Chordata, Mammalia, Chiroptera, Pteropodidae. Gene Ontology annotation, cellular component: nucleus.